Molecule: messenger RNA, 3100 nt
Organism: Aspergillus neoniger CBS 115656
Lineage: Eukaryota; Fungi; Ascomycota; Eurotiomycetes; Eurotiales; Aspergillaceae
Exons: 3
Coding region: 185-2725 (846 amino acids)
Biological process (GO): protein transport
Source: RefSeq, a predicted model, not a curated record
GUCGACUGGGCCCUUUAGUUUGUCCGAAUUUCCGGAAGGCUCAGGAGAUAAUCUAGGCCUCACCAUCUUUGACUCAGUCAGUCAUCUUCUAUCUUCAUUGAAUUGGACACGCGACGCGAGUAUCCAGUUUUCUGCCCGCCGGACUCGAAGCGAGCGGCACCCCCGUUGACGACGGGGACGACUCAUGAUGACCGUUCCGGAUAAUAGCCACGCCCCGGAUGGGGCCGAUCGGAUAAUAAAAUCCAGGAGCAGUGCUUCCAAGCCAAGCAAACGAGGAACUAUCCGGUGGACAGUUGGGCUGGUGGUGCGGCUCUGUAUCUGGUAUGCUCUUCUUACGCCAUUCCUGCGCUGCCCUUCUCAGCUCUCCGACCUUACGGAUUCCUCGCCGCGAGUAUGCAAACCAUACCUUGUUGCUCGCUCCUAUGUCGAGCCCCAUGUGAUGCCGUACUAUAACGCUUAUGGCGCGCCAUAUGUCGAGACAGCGCGCCCAUACGUGCAGGUUCUCAAUGAGAAAGUCUACGCGCCCACUUCGCGCGUCGUCAAGCACGGAUAUGAGAGAUUUGGGGCACCCGCUUUGGAUAAAGCCCAGCUUUAUGGCCAGCAGCAGUGGGAGACGAUUGUCAUCCCACAGUUGCAGUCCGCUAAGGACAGAGCAAAUGGCUUGUACCAAUCUCAACUAUACCCCCAUGUUCAAACAGUCGAGGCGGCCUUGUCGCCAUCCUUCCAAAAGGCCAACGGCGCGAUCAAGUCUGCAUAUGGAGACUACCUUCUCCCAUUCGGCGCAAAGUAUAGGCCUUUCAUCGGUAAGACCUAUACAACGGGCCAGGAAAUUCUCACAACAACCGUACUCCCUUAUGCGCAAAACUCAUGGUCGGCGGCUAUCUACUUCAUUCAUAGUACAUUAUGGCCCAGAGUCACCGGAGUGUACUCUCAGAAUGUCGAGCCUCAGCUAGUUAAGAUCGGCGAAAGACUGGCAAGUUAUCGUGAGGAGAAGAGGCUGCGCCAGGUUGCAGAGGAAGUGGAAAGUGCAUCUCAACAAGCAUCAUUUCUCACUGCACCAAAGGCUACUGAGGUAAACGACUUGACGACGUCGUCCACAACUGAGCAAGCUACCGCAACGCCUACGCUGUCGCCUACUGAACAAGCUGCGAAAGCACGCAAUAGCAUCGAGACUGACCUGCGCACCUGGCAACAAAAGUUUGCUGUUGCCGCAGAGAAGGGACUCGAGGAUCUUGAAGAGCGCUUGCAGGAGAUAGUCGACGGGUUCAUUGGAAGUGGCGUUCGCGCACAUGGAGAAAGCUUGGCGACCGCAUUGGAGGCCGUUGUUGACAACGAGCUUAUAGCUCUUAAGCGUCAUAUCAACAACCUCGCCGAGUCCUUGCCCAAAGAAGACGUGCCACAAGAGGAGCAGGCAGCGACAAACGAGCUUUUUGGAAACAUCAAGGAAGCCGCAGUGUCUAUCCGGGACCGUGCUCAUGCCCUUCGAGAAUGGCGCCAUUCCUUCGACCAAGAGCUUACAAGGCGCGUUUCUUUCGCAAUCAACUCUACACUCGAUGUCCUGGAUAGCGUCCGUGAUCUCGGACUUCAAGAGGUCGGCAUGCGUUGGGCCUGGAUGGAUGGUGUUACCUACAAGGAUUGGGCUAGGUACCAUGCAUUGAAGGCGCAGUUCGAGGAAUGGAAGGAUGAGUUCUUGGAAUUUGGCCUUCAGCAUGCGAAGCUUGAGGAAGCGCGAGCAGUAGCGGACGAGAUCUUGUCGCACGGAAUGGAAGUUGCUGAGGCCGCCGCCAAGGAGCUGACCCGGCUGAGGGACGUUGGCAAGUGGAAGAUCGCUGCCAGGGAAGCAAGCGAUGACUUUGACACCAGAUCUGAGCCUCCGCCUUCGUUGCCUAAGCCUAGCCGCGCCCCCGAGCCUGUUGUGGAUGAAGAAGGACUGGCAGAUGAGUCAGCCGAUGCUGAGCGUCCGGAUGGGACUGUCUUUGCUUAUGAUGCUGCCUCUCGGGCCGUGAAUGACGGAUCUGACGGCGACGAGGAGAGUAUGGCAGAUGAUGAGGAGCAUUCUUCGCCCCAGGCUAACGGUGGAUUGCCUUCGGAGUACGCCUCGACUAGCCCUUUGGGUGAUAACCAGGAGGCCGAUUACCUGAAGGCGGCAUGGGGAGUAGCUGCGGCUGAUGUGAGAACACCGUCGGAAGACGAAACACCACAGGCUUCUGGUCCCCAAUUGUCGGCUGAGCAGCAACAGGCUGUUGCGGCUCUCAUCUCGGGUCUACUUGUGGACAAGGACUCUGCCUACGCUGAAGAGAUCAUGAACAAGCUGCACUCGAUUUACGGGACUCCAGCGCCAACACCAGAGCCUUCUGUAGCAUUUGACGACGCUUCUGAUGAGGUUAGUGAUUUCGAUGCAGAGGCUGCGAAUGCCCCCUUCCCGGAAUCCGAAGAGCCUAUCGACGAAACCGAUGAAGCCUCGAAUUCAUCAUCCGAAGCAGACUUCGAGUCUAGUGCUAUCGUCGACGACGAGGAUAACAACGAAGAGGUGCAAGAUACCCCCGAGUCACUCUCCGAGGAUAUCAAGAUAGAGGGGGUCGAAGAGGACUCGCCCAUGGAUGACGUCGAAUCGUCCUCCGCAACUCUGGCUUCCACUGCCAGCAGUGUUGUAUCCGAGGCUGAGGAAACUUUCAUCCCUGAAACAACCCCAGCCAGCGAAGACAACUCUGCAGAGGAGUUGUAACCUGAGACAAGACAGACAAACAAACAGGGUUGGCUGUUACUUGGCAAUUCUUUCAUGAUUUGAUAUCCCAAAACAUUCUUGUUAUUCGCUUGAUUUACCAUCUCAGGUCGGCCAUGAUAUUCCCCACAUAGUUCCCCCACGAUUUGUACGUCAUGAUAUAGCAUUUUCUAUUCUGCCCCUAUACCACCAGAACCUCCUCCUCCUACCUUUGCUGUGUACUAUGUGCUGUUUUUAUUUGUUUCAAUUCUUGUAACGGCCACUCGUGCUUCAACAUUUUCGUGCCCUUCUGGCACCCAAACUUUUGCUUUUUGGGAAGCGCUCAUCUCGCAUCCAAUCUAUCUUCACAUACACUAAAAUACAAUUUGCUUAACCACA